Messenger RNA from Babesia bovis T2Bo, 2493 nucleotides. RefSeq names its product Ring finger domain family protein. The transcript is spliced from 6 exons. Bases 154 to 2493 code for a protein of 779 amino acids. The record is from RefSeq and is a predicted model, not a curated record. NCBI's taxonomy places the organism in Eukaryota, Apicomplexa, Aconoidasida, Piroplasmida, Babesiidae.
GUUCUUUAAACGAUGCUAUUGCCUUGACUUCUAGCUAUUGUUGUUUUAUGGAGCUUCUCUUUCGAGAAUAUCAUAUCGAUUUCGGAUGUGAUAUAAUACUAUCUUAUAUUUUAUAACUAUGAUUUAUCGAAUACGUUAACAAUUUUUUCGUUCAUGGUGUAUAACCACUUUGGACGAGUAACUAAGCAGUGGUGGGGAGCUACUCACUUACGUAUCGGUGGUCGUGGUCAACCUCGUCCUAACAAGGGAUUUAGGUUAUCACAUUUUCCCAGUGUAGGUUCUGCACUUGAAUGUUGUAGAUGGUGGAAAUUCUUGAGAAGAGGUACAUUGGCAAGAUUAUUGAACUCCGACAUUGCGAAUCCUGCAACUACAUCCACUCCAGUGACAUCUUCUCAUAUUGAAAAAGUCGAAAAAGGUUUGGCAUCUCUCAACAAUGAGCAGUUGUCACUCAUAGGCUCAUAUUUGGGUGUAAACUUUACCAAAAAACAAGGACACAAAUACCGUCGUGCUCUAGAUGCCGAAAAUUUAAUAAACUCAAUUGCAUCGCAGGAAGGAGGAUCCGUAUAUUCCACUCCAGCCCAGUCUGCACGUCCCCCUUCCAAUGAUAACAACGAUGACCGCGAAAUUAACCUGACGUUUUUCGUUGGUUUCUUACUUCUCCUAGGCAUGAUUGUAAUGCUUAAUUUACUGUUAAACAUGCAUACUUGGGACUUCGAAAAGUCAGAAGAGAAAAACGACGUCGCAUUGCGCAAUAUAGGAAUUUUCAGUACUUACUAUACUGGUGAGUACGAGGUAUGUGAAACUUCUCGUACAAUCAUAGAGCCUGAUGGAAGCAAAACUCACAAUGCUGGUGGUUGUGUGACAGGCAAUAUGCAUGCUACGAUUAUAUUCCGUGAAAUGGAUCUUGACUCUUUUGUACGAGUCUAUUUACUAUUGUGUUUUGAGCUCCCUGAAGGCAACCGUUUCGCUUUUUGGAAUUCACCAAAGUUUGGUAGAAGGACAUUUAAGAGGGAUCGUCGUGUAUAUCUUGGACUCUCUGGCCUGGAAUUCACGAAUAACAUUGACACGUUAUAUCUCUCAGGAUUGUCUUCGGUAUUGGGACCUUUUACCUCCCGUGCUCCCUUGAAGGAGUAUUGGCCUAAAUUAGCGCUAACAAUGGAUGAUUGGAAUGAGUAUGAAGGUAAAUCACAGGGAUCUGUUUGCAUCUUCAAUGCAUUUUUGCGUCACCCAUUUCCUAAAAUGAGUCAGAUUUCCCUACGUCAACUUAAUGAAUUGUACAUUUUGGGGACAAACCAUUUCCUUUUGCAGGAAUUCGAGCAUACAUCUGAUCUAUGCGAUCGCAAAUUCAACAUAUUUGAUGCUUUAUAUUCUGAGCCGAAACCUCCAGAUUUCAAAGUUGCUGAGAAUAUGAGUCCCGUGACGCCUAAUAAUAAAAUUCCGUAUAUAUCUGAAGGCGAGGAAAGUCAGCAACUGGUUGAUACAAUGCAUGGCAGUGUCGUCUCUAAUGACUGUGGCGUGUCUAUAUCUUUUAAAGGUCAGGAACGUGAUAUGUCAUAUGGUGACGUCAUGGUGCAACAAUUUGCCAUUUUCUUUAUUAUGAAAUCGCUGUUGGAGAUAAUUUUGUUAUGCAAGCAGUUACGGGGCAUUGAUGAGGGUUCUCAUGGAAAGACUCUUAGCAUCAUUGCAUUUAGUAUGUUUUCUUACCAGGAUUUGCUUGAUAUUUUCUUUUUCUUUUAUCAUCGUAACCUUUUCUGGAGAAACAUUUUGUGUUUCACCUUCUCAAUCUUUAUAAAGAUUUUUUUGGUUGGUGUAGUAGACCACAGCUACUUGGUAUUGAUUUGGCGCGCCAACCAUUCUGAGCACAUUCGUGAGGGUUGGGAGGUUACACAAGCUCGUUUCAAGCUUUUUUAUCGUUACUAUUUCAGCUUUAUAGCUCUUCAUAUUAUAAAUUGGUACGCCUAUUAUCCUGACUCUCCUUGGUUUCUCAUUUCAGUUUAUUUAUGUUGGAUACCUCAGAUACUUCUUGAUGCAUGGCGUGGUCAAUGCAAUUCGCUUAACAUUCUAACGGUGAUAGCGGUAUCGUUACUACGUUUGUAUGUACCUUGUUACGUAUUCAUGCUGAAGGAAAACGCUUUUACUUUUGACGUAUUUUCUCGAGAUUCUGGUAGGACAAAUCGUACUGUUGGAGCAUACAUCAUUUUGGUUACACUGCUACAGUUGGUGUUAAUGUGUCUACAGCGUCUACGUGGUGCUAGAUGUUUUGCUUCAUGGUCUAUUUUACCACAGAUUUAUAAUUACGUUCGUCCCUGGACGCAGCUUAUGCAGGACGAUCCUCAAGAAUGUGUCAUUUGUAUGACUUCCAUUGAACAAUCUAAGGGCAACUGGAGUAUAACUCCAUGUGACCACUUGUUUCACCGCAGCUGUCUGCAGGAUUGGACUUCCGUAAAGAUGGAAUGCCCUAAUUGCAGGCACCCGUUACCGCCUAUUAUAUGA